AUGUCAACGCAAACGCCUCUUCCCCGCGUUUCUAUCCAGUUCUGCACCCAGUGCAAAUGGAUGCUAAGAGCUGCCUAUUACGCUCAAGAACUUCUCUCCACAUUCUCAACAGGUCUCGGUGAAGUCGCUCUCCAGCCCUCCACAGGCGGGACUUUCAUCGUGUCCAUCACCCACCAAGCUCCCGGCGCAGAGACAGCCUCGACAAAGACCCUCUGGGACCGUCGCGAAGACGGUGGGUUUCCCGAGACGAAGGAGCUCAAGAGACGGGUGAGGGAUGUCAUUGAGCCUGAAAGAGAUUUGGGACAUGUAGACAGAGAUCAUGGUAAGAAGAAGGACGAGGAGGCAAAGAAGGAAAAGCCGGCGGAAGAUAAGCCAGCUGAGGCUGUGGAUAAGAAAUGUGAGGAUUGUCAGUAG
This is a messenger RNA of Fusarium sp. VM40, 414 nucleotides long. Lineage: Eukaryota; Fungi; Ascomycota; Sordariomycetes; Hypocreales; Nectriaceae. The record is from the annotation of a GenBank genome assembly.